AUGUAUUCGGGUGGCCAUUCCUGUUGUUUGGCGAAUUGCAGCAGUAUUGUCUUUGGAAAAAAACAAAUUGAAACGAGCUUUCAUAGAUUUCCAAAGGAUCAAGCAAGAUGUGCUGUCUGGAUUGAAAAGUGUAAACCAAUUAAUUUACCAACUAUUGACCCUGAUAUUCUGAAUAGGAACCACAGAUUGUGUUCACUUCAUUUUGAAAAUGAAAUGUACGUAAAUGUUGAAAAAACCAGAUUAUUUAAUACAGCAAUACCAACAUUAUUUAAAAAUGAUUGUGUCGUUACAGAAGAAACAUCAGAUCAUGUUGAUGUUCCAUCUGAAUUUUUGGAAGAUAACAUCCAAACUGAAAAUGUUAUAAUUGACAACCCGCCUAAAUGUUCAACUCCUGUGUCAUCUACUCUUAAUACUACAUCAGUUUCGAGUUGUACAUCAGUAGAAUCGUUUUCCAUAAGUAUUCAAACUCCGAACUCAUUAUCUGCCAAAACUCCAAGGAAACGAGUACUUCAGGAACGACUGCAAUUAGAUUUUUAA
This is a messenger RNA of Macrosiphum euphorbiae (potato aphid), 537 nucleotides long. NCBI's taxonomy places the organism in Eukaryota, Metazoa, Arthropoda, Insecta, Hemiptera, Aphididae. The record is from the annotation of a GenBank genome assembly.